AGUAACACCAUGUAUGUAUAGUAUUCUAUGGUUACGUUUUAACCUCAAAAGCUAAAUGCUUUUGCUUUUAGCGUUUUUGUAGUUUGCAUACGUAAAUAUUAGUGGACGUUUUGCGUAAUGGCUCGAAAUGCAGAAAAAGCAAUGACAACAUUAGCCCGAUGGAGGGCCGCACAAUUAGGCGAAUCUGAUAAACAUAAAAAAAGACGCCCUUACUUGGCGACCGAAUGUAAAAACCUGUAUGCGUGCGAAAAGUGGCGUAUGCAAAUAAUUCGCGAGAUAGCGAAGAAAGUUGCACAAAUUCAAAAUGCGGGAUUGGGGGAAUUUAGAAUAAGAGAUCUUAACGACGAAAUUAAUAAGUUGCUUAGAGAAAAAAGACAUUGGGAGGUACAAAUUAAGGACUUGGGAGGGCCAGAUUAUCAAAGGGUCGGUCCUAAAAUGCUUGAUCACGAAGGAAAAGAAGUACCAGGCAAUAAGGGAUAUAAAUAUUUCGGAGCAGCCAAAGAACUUCCAGGUGUUCGAGAAUUAUUUGAACAGGAGCCACCACUUCCACCUAGAAAAACACGUGCAGAGUUGAUGAAGGAUAUUGAUGCGGAUUACUACGGAUAUCGUGAUGAUGAUGAUGGCAUUCUAAUUCCGCUUGAACAGGUUGCUGAAAAAAAUGCCAAACAGAAAGCAAUAACAGAAUGGAAAGUGGACAAAGCUAAUGAAAAUAAUAACACCGAGGAUGAUGAAGAAAAUAUUUACAAUGUAAAUGAUUCGUCCGACGAAGAGUACAUUACAGAUAGUUCUUGGGAAAAAUUUGCUGUUCAGAUUCCCGUACCCACACAACAUGAUGUCGAACAAGCAUUAUUAAGACGAAGGAAACAAGAACUUUUAGAAAAAUAUGGGGCAUUAUCAGAAGAAGAUAAAUAACUACCUACUUACAUUUAAGAUAUAUCCGCUUUUAUGAUUCCUCUACAUAGGAGAGUAAAUUCUGUAACAGAC
Photinus pyralis (common eastern firefly) is the source of this 984-nucleotide messenger RNA. RefSeq names its product pre-mRNA-splicing factor ISY1 homolog. The transcript is spliced from 5 exons. Gene Ontology annotation, biological process: generation of catalytic spliceosome for second transesterification step; mRNA 3'-splice site recognition. Gene Ontology annotation, cellular component: post-spliceosomal complex; post-mRNA release spliceosomal complex; catalytic step 2 spliceosome. The coding region runs from base 118 to 912 and encodes 264 amino acids. NCBI's taxonomy places the organism in Eukaryota, Metazoa, Arthropoda, Insecta, Coleoptera, Lampyridae. The record is from RefSeq and is a predicted model, not a curated record.